Sinocyclocheilus rhinocerous is the source of this 1913-nucleotide messenger RNA. Its product is annotated as prospero homeobox protein 1-like. The coding region runs from base 70 to 1824 and encodes 584 amino acids. Gene Ontology annotation, biological process: regulation of transcription by RNA polymerase II. The transcript is spliced from 4 exons. Gene Ontology annotation, molecular function: RNA polymerase II cis-regulatory region sequence-specific DNA binding; DNA-binding transcription factor activity, RNA polymerase II-specific. Lineage: Eukaryota; Metazoa; Chordata; Actinopteri; Cypriniformes; Cyprinidae. Gene Ontology annotation, cellular component: nucleus. The record is from RefSeq and is a predicted model, not a curated record.
UACAGAUCACGCACUUCUGAGGCUCAUUAUUGUGUCUGGAAAGUCCAGCAACUGCAGCCUGCGAACACCAUGAACCUGAGCCCGUCUGAACACAGCAUGGACGGCAGCAAAGCCGAGCACUUGCUCCCUUGUUUCCGCAGAAGCGCGUUUGACGAGCCUCUGGCGUCCUACCACAGCGGCUCCAUCAUAUCUCACCUCCUGCGGAAAACCAUUCACAAUAAACUGACCUCGCUGGACAACAGCCUCCUUUACCUGCCCUCCGCAAACGCCAGCGGCUUCGAUCCCGAGUCCAACAGCGCCGAUGAUUUUGCUCGAGAGGAGCAGAGCUGCCUGUCCUUCAAAGACGAGGAUCUGUCUGUGAGCGAGCACCUCCAAGCCAAACGCGCCCGGGUGGAGAACAUCAUACGAGGCAUGGCUGCUUCGCCCAAUGCCGACGGAGAAGCGGAAAGCGAGUGCGAAGCCGUCCGCUGUAGAAGAGACCUCCUGAAGGAGAACAAACGCAAGCAGAGGCUCCCCCAGCACCAGGAACCAAAGACCAGCAAAGACGAGGAGUGCCACAAACUCAAGGAGCAGCUCCAAAGCAUGCAGCGUCUCCUGCAUCAGCUCCAGGAGAAGAUCUCGCACGUGCACGACCAGAAUUACUCGGAGAGCGAGGAACGGGAAGAUGCGAGGUCAGAGCUCUCAAGUCUGAGGCUGGACGGUGGACACAAAGACCGAGUCAAAGUGGAACCUGGCGGUUUCGGCUCCGACAGGGCGAUGAAGAACCUCAAAGAGACUCUCAAAUGCGAGCUGACCAGGACUGUGAGCGAAAGCGUCGAUACGGUCUUCAAGAAGCUCUCCACGAGUCUUCUGAACCAGUCAUCCCCAUGCCACAGUCCGGACUGCUCGGAAACCGAGAAGCGGAUCCCAGAGGACUCCCCUUCGGAUCUGUCGGAUUCUGAGGAAAACGUCAAUAGCAGGCAUUGCUUUGAGAGCCACGGCCCGGAGCACCAGACCGAAGCCUUGUCCCUAGUGGUCCGUAAACCUUCUCUGAGCCAGGCUGUGAAGAGACCUUUCCCGCUGCACCAGACGCCUUUCCAGAUGGGCUACAGCGCUCCUCUGCACGACAGCCAGAUCCUGGAGCACCUGCUGAAGUACGGCCCUCACUCCACCUUCUGUCUGGAGAGGUCCUCGCCGGACUCAGUGGAGCGUCCGUGGGAAAGCCUGGCCAUGAGGUCCAAGCUGAGCUCGGGGCAUCUGGGUCAGCACCAGACUGGACUGGUGUCGGUGGACGCGCUCUGCCUUCCUCACAUCAAGAUGGAGUGUGGAGAUCUGCAGAGCAUGGCUGAGAGGAGCUCCUUCAUGUCGCUCAAUAUCCAGGAAGGUCUGACCCCAAACCAUCUGAAGAAAGCCAAGCUGAUGUUCUUCUACACACGCUACCCCAGCUCGAAUCUGCUCAAGAACUUUUUCCCUGAUGUCAAGUUCAAUCGCUGCAUCACGUCGCAGCUGAUCAAGUGGUUCAGUAACUUCAGAGAGUUCUUCUACAUCCAGAUGGAGAAGUUCGCUCGUCAGGCCAUCAUAGACGGCGUUAACGAUGUGAAAGACGUAUCCGUCACCAGAGAGUCCGAGCUCUUCCGCGCACUCAACAUGCACUACAACAAAGCCAACGACUUCCAGGUUCCAGACAGGUUCCUGGAGGUCGCUGAAGUCACUCUUCAGGAGUUCUUUAGUGCCAUUUCCCUCUCCAAAGACUCGGACCCCUCCUGGAAGAAAGCCAUCUACAAAGUCAUCUGCAAACUGGACAGCGACGUUCCCGAGGAUUUCAAAUCACCUUCCUACCUGUAAACAGAGAGCGCCACCUACAGGACGCUUCAUGUGUGGACACAUGCCGUUUAUUUAUCAUAAGCAUCAAUCAUAAAUGUUCCUUUUUAUAA